Molecule: messenger RNA, 186 nt
Organism: Cetraspora pellucida
Lineage: Eukaryota; Fungi; Glomeromycota; Glomeromycetes; Diversisporales; Gigasporaceae
Source: the annotation of a GenBank genome assembly
AUGUGGCAUCUUUGCCCUCUUAGCAAGAAAAUAUGGAAAACAACUUACAAAUUUCUCAAAUACACAACUGAACCUACUCCUUUUACAAUAAAUAAUAUUCUUCAAGCCACUAACAUAUCUUUAGCUUAUAAAAGGAAAGCAGUCAUUUGGAUCUACAUGAAUACUUUAUAUGAAAUAUGGUGUUGA